AAAUCAUAAUUCAUCUCGAUAAAAUAGCUUAGCUUCAUAUAACUUCGUAGUUAAAAUCUUAUUACAUAUUAAAAAGCCGUCUCCAUCGCUUAUUAUCAAUCGCCUCAGUAACAUAAAUUUAUUGCUAAAUCAUCACAUUCCGCGCGCAGCUGCUUAUCUACUCCGCUUCUUUUGUUCUCGUCAGUUGCAUUUUAACUCGUUAGUGUUCACACAUAUUGGGUAAUUGCAUUUUUAAAUUUACGUCUUAAUCAAAAUGGCUGACACGUUAAAGGAGUUAAUUAGGAAACGUGGCAGUUUGAAAGCUAAAUUAACUUUGUUUAACACAUAUAUUAAUGUGGCUAAAACGUGUGAACAAUUAAGUGAUUUACAAAUAACGGAGUUGCAGUGUCGUUUAGAUAAAAUAAAAUCGGUAUACCCAGAGUUUGACGCUUUACAGAUGGAGAUUGAAGCGUUAACUGAGAAACCCGACGAAGCAUAUGCGGAGCGGGAGCAGUUUGAAAGCCAGUUCUUUGCGUUGGUUUCGACUGCUCGACUUCUUUUGACUCCUACGGUGCAGUCGAGCGGCGGUCGGCCCGGGCCCGGGUCCACGGCUUCCACGUCGUGCGGCGCCGGCCGGCAGGACUUCGUUCGUCUGCCCAAGAUUGAUCUGCCUCACUUCGAUGGGAACUAUCAGCAUUGGCUCGGCUUUAGAGAUACGUAUAUUUCACUUAUUCAUAACAAUCCCGCUAUUAAUGACAUAAGCAAAUUUCACUAUCUUCGUGCAUCUUUAAAAAGCAGUGCCGCCCUUGUGAUUCAAAGUCUUGAAUUUAGCAGUGAUAACUAUCAUAAAGCGUGGCAGUUAGUUUCUGAGCGGUAUGAUAACCCGCGCCUUUUAAUUAACAAUCACAUCCAGGCCCUGUUUAACCUUGAACCGAUGCAACACGAAUCGAGCUCUUUAUUACGUAACAUGGUGGACGUAACUAACAAAAAUUUGCGUGCGCUUGGCACCUUAGGGGAGCCCACCGACCAUUGGGACACCUUAGUUAUCUACAUAAUGUCUAAGAAGUUAGAUCUAGUAACUAAGCGUGAGUGGGAAGAGCACAGGAACCUUUUAACAGGCUCGCCGACGUUGCAGCAAUAUAUUACAUUUUUAAAUAGCAGGGCCGACUUACUCGAAUCUCUUGGUAAUAAUAACGUCAAUAAUAGCGGUUACAAGACAUCGAAACAUAAAUUGCAUUCACAUAUCGAGCCACAAAAAACACAUAAUUAUCUUACAGCUACUAAAAACAAUGCUUAUCGCAAACCUAUUGUUUGCCCUUAUUGUAAGCAAGAUCAUUUCUUAUUUAACUGUGAAUCCUUUCGUAAAUUGGACGUCGAUAAUAGGAUAAAAAAUGUGAACAUUUACUCAGUAUGUAAGAACUGUCUUCGGCCGGGACACUUAGAAAAACAAUGUAUAUUAUCUCAUUGCAAAUACUGCAAACUUAAACAUAACACUCUUUUGCAUAAACAUGUUGACAAAGCGUCUUCUAGCAGUGACGUCCCGGUGCCAGAUGUUUAUUUUAGCGGCAACAUUCAAACUAAAGUGUUUAGCCCUACUAAGACUUCCGGACUACUGUCCACAGCGUUGGUGCACGUGAGUGACGCGAAUGGAGUGCUACGUGAGGCGCGUCUACUCCUGGACAACGGGUCUGCUACCAACUUCGUGACGCAGGAUCUGUGCAGGCAGCUUGGGUUAGCGACACGCAGCGUGGGAGCUACGAUCACAGGUAUCAAUGAGCAGCUUUCACAUUGUCCGGAGUCUUGUGAUAUUACAAUUCAUUCCCUCCAUAGUAACUAUACGACGACCGUAAACUGUUACGUUGCCAACGUAAUAAACACAUCUAUGCCGUCUUGUCGCAUAUGUGAUGAAUCAAAGUCCUUCGUACAAUCAAUUGCCUUUAUUUUACUCUAA
Molecule: messenger RNA, 1930 nt
Organism: Cydia splendana
Lineage: Eukaryota; Metazoa; Arthropoda; Insecta; Lepidoptera; Tortricidae
Exons: 1
Coding region: 254-1930 (558 amino acids)
Source: RefSeq, a predicted model, not a curated record